Molecule: messenger RNA, 571 nt
Organism: Erpetoichthys calabaricus (reedfish)
Lineage: Eukaryota; Metazoa; Chordata; Cladistia; Polypteriformes; Polypteridae
Product: 28S ribosomal protein S26, mitochondrial-like
Exons: 1
Coding region: 75-458 (127 amino acids)
Cellular component (GO): mitochondrial small ribosomal subunit
Source: RefSeq, a predicted model, not a curated record
UGGUGGUGCUGAAGGAGAGGUUUACUCAAUAUGAGCUCAUCAUCAGGGCCCUGGGGGCAGAAUUCAAAGAGGAAAUGUUGCGCCAGAGAUAUGAAGACGAAGUUGGAUAUUUGGCUGAAGAAAAGGCUAGACACGAAGCAGAAGAACAUCGGAUGCUGAAGGCUUGGAAUGAUGCUGAGAAUGAGCGACUCCGGAAAAUACGGGAACGACGAGUUAAGCAGGAGCAAGAGCAAGAGGAACUCAAAAGGCUACAAACAGCCCUUGCAUUAGAAAAGAGAAUGGAAGUGUAUAUUAAAGAAAAGGAGCUGGAGAUACUGACGCUACAGGAGGAAAGCAAGAACUUCAACACGCUGGACAAUCUGGAACAGAGAAUUGAGGAUGCUCUGGACAAUCCAAAGAAUUACAAUUUUGCUCUUGAUAAAGAGGGGCGGAUUGUAAAGAGAACUGUACAAAAAUGACAGAAUUGAACUCUUAUACUUUUAUCUAUUCUUACCAUUUACAAAAGGAAUCCUAAGUCAGAUUAUGUGGAAAUAGACUACAAAAACUGUGAAUCAAAUUGUGUACUUGUAUG